UGGGCAGGUGCUCACUGUCAGGCUCGGGAGAAACAAAUGAGCCAAGGGCUUUCUGUGUAGGCAUCAGAAGUGCAGAGGAAUGAAAGAGGAGGAAAGGACUCAUUUUAUGGCCCAGUUACAGAAUUAAGAAAUUCAGGAGUCAACCUAGAUCAUCUCAGGCAUUCAGGGACGAUGAAGUUGGAGGAAAAACUUGAGCACAGUGAAAGCCUUGUGGGAAGGAGUCAGCCAUGUCUACAUGACACGCAUCAGGCAAAUGGAAAACCGAGAGCAAAUGGGAAAGCAGAGGUUUAUGAAAAGCAGGAGGCAAAUGGCAAGGGCCUCAGGAAAUGUCUCAACCUGUACACCUGGCAGGAGGUCCAGAAACACAAUAAGGAAACCGACCAGUGGCUGGUGAUUGAUCGCAAGGUUUAUGAUGUGACUGACUGGGCCGGCAAGCAUCCAGGUGGCCAUCGGGUCCUCAACCACUAUGCUGGGGAAGAUGCCACGGAUGCCUUCCGGGCCAUGCACCUAGAUCUCAGCAUUGUGCAGCUGUACCUUAAGCCACUGCUCAUUGGAGAACUUUCUCCAGAAGAACCUAGCCAGGAGAAAAACAAAAAUCCACAGCUGGUGGAAGAUUUCCGUGAAUUGCGCAAGACAUUAGAGAACAUGAAUAUGUUCAGUGCCAACCUGGGGUUCUUCUUUCUCCACCUUGCACAGAUCUUGGUUUUGGAAGUCUUAGCAUGGCUAAUGCUAUGUCAUUUCGGCAGUGGCUGGACUGUUACAAUAUUCGUUUCUUUUCUUCUUACAGUUUCUCAGGCUCAAAGUUCAUUUUUACAACAUGACAUAGGACACCUUUCCAUGUUUAAGAAGUCCAAGUGGAACCACCUGAUGCACAAAUUUGUAAUGUGUCACCUCAAGGGCCUGUCAGCUGACUGGUGGAAUUAUCGACACUUCCAGCAUCAUGUAAAACCAAACAUCUACCCCAAGGAUCCAGACAUUGAUGUGGGCCCACUUUUCCUGCUUGGAGAUACUCAGCCUAUCAAGUAUGGCAAGAAGAAAAUAAAAUACAUUGAUUAUGAGAAGCAGCACCUGUACUUCUACAUGGUUGCACUUCCCCUCCUCAUGCCUGUCUACUUCAAUCUCCAAUCCAUGCAAGUGAUGUACCUUCGGAAGUACUGGACGGACAUCGCUUGGGUCAGCAGCUUUUACAUUCGAUAUUUCAUCACAUUUGGCCCUUUCUAUGGAAUUUUUGGAACAAUAUUGCUCAUAUUUUUGGUCAAGUUUAUUGAGAGCCCCUGGAUUGCCUAUGUUACCCAGAUGAGCCACAUACCAAUGAAAAUGAGCAGAGAAGAGAACCACGAUUGGCUCAGCACUCAGAUUGUGGCAACCUGUAAUAUUGAACAGUCCUUUUUCAAUGAUUGGUUCACUGGGCACUUGAACUUCCAAAUUGAACACCACCUAUUCCCCACAAUGCCACGCCAUAAUUAUCACAAAGUGGCACCUCUGGUGAAGUCACUGUGUGCCAAGCAUGGAUUGCAGUAUAUAAAUAAGCCCAUAUUGAAGGCAUUUGGAGAUAUUGUCAGGUCCUUGAAGAAGUCUGCUGCCCUCUGGAUGGAUGCUUAUUAUGAAUGAUGCAGAGCCGUGCAUUUAUUGGUAUCUCUGAAGGGGGUGGUGGCUGUG
Onychomys torridus (southern grasshopper mouse) is the source of this 1659-nucleotide messenger RNA. Its product is annotated as fatty acid desaturase 2-like protein FADS2B. The transcript is spliced from 12 exons. Gene Ontology annotation, molecular function: oxidoreductase activity, acting on paired donors, with oxidation of a pair of donors resulting in the reduction of molecular oxygen to two molecules of water. The record is from RefSeq and is a predicted model, not a curated record. NCBI's taxonomy places the organism in Eukaryota, Metazoa, Chordata, Mammalia, Rodentia, Cricetidae. Gene Ontology annotation, biological process: lipid metabolic process. Gene Ontology annotation, cellular component: membrane. Bases 172 to 1611 code for a protein of 479 amino acids.